AUGCCAUCUGUGAAAAUCAUCAAUGGAAAGGGACUACUCGGCUCUCUACAUGGCAGACACAAGAACCGCAUUUCAUGUGAGGCGAUGGUUCCAAAGGAUGGAGUUGUUACCCAUCCCGAGAUUGAAAAGAACAGCUCCUUCUCCCACACUUCCUCGAGCGACAGUACUGCUUCCAUCGACAUGACGAACAGCGAGCGCAGUACGAUGAGCGAGGUUAAGAGGAGCCAGAUCCUUGAAGGCAUGCCUCGUUUCUUCUAUGAAGUGGAAGCCCAUCACGACCCUCCAUACGUGUCCUGUAAGACUUUGAUUCAAAAGGAUGGGGUUGUUACGCAUCCCGAGAUUGACAAUAACUCCACCAACACUUCCUCGAGCGACGGUACUGCUUCCAUCGACAUGACGAACAGCGAGCGCAGUACAAUGAGCGAGGUUAAGAGGAGCCAAAUCCUUGAAGGCAUGCCUCGUUUCUUCUAUGAAGCCGAAGCACACGACGACUCUCCAUACGUUUCCAUUUUUACCGAUCACUAA
Messenger RNA from Cylindrotheca closterium, 525 nucleotides. NCBI's taxonomy places the organism in Eukaryota, Bacillariophyta, Bacillariophyceae, Bacillariales, Bacillariaceae. The record is from the annotation of a GenBank genome assembly.